CAGCUCAGUCGGCUCCCUGACUGCACACAUCAGCGCGGACCGGCUUCAGCUCUGUUCCGAUAGGGAAUACAAGUUUGGUGAGAGUUAAUUUUUUUUCCCCUUCCUCUCCUUAUCUGGCUCGGAGCGGCAUCACGGAGCCUUCUGCACUCAGUCAGCAUGUCGGAACUGUCCGUGAAUGACCACCUCGAAGGGAUUUUAUCCGAUUUUGAAGCGCUGAAGAGAUCCUUUGACAUUGAAGAUGUGGAUGACAUACCAUCCUUCUCCUCAGCUUCACCCAUCUCCACCCCCGUUUCUCCCUCUUCCCCCCAUUUCUUCCUCCACCACAACAAAGCCAGCGAGGGGCGGGGAGGAGCUGGCCAGUCCCCUUCAUUAGCCUUCAACAACAACAACAACAACAGCCUGGGCUCCACAGCCCACCACUCCCGCAUCAGCCUGACUUCUAACCCCAGCCCGGCGCUCAAGUCCCGUAGUGUAGUCGGCAGCCUGUCCUUCAACCGAGGAACCACGAACAAGUCGGCCAUCCACAACAAUGGUUCUUCCGUCACAAGGGCUGCAUCCUUCCAGAGCAGGUUAAACCCCAACGGUUACUCCAUUCUGUCUGGGCCAGGAAGUGAUGACAGCCUUCACAGCUCCACGUCCAGCCUGGAGUACUCUGGUGGGGGUGGGGGUGCCCUCCCUUUUACGAAGCUGGGGUCAUAUCACAGCCCUCCGCCUCAGGGCGAGUACCACCGAACCCAGCCCCAGCUCCCACAACCGCACCGUGAGGGAGGUGCCAACUUGGAAAGCAACCUUAACCUGAAGACGUCUCAUGGGGUUGUUUUCCACUCCGGGAUGGACCAGGGGCCAGGGAUGAUGCUGGGUGUUCCAGAGCCUCGGGGGGUGAACCAUGGCUCCAUGCCGAGCCUAGACGCCCAAAUUCAUAAUGGAGGAGGAGGAGGAACGGUGAGUAUGCAAAGAGGUGGAGGGGGAGACAGGAUGUCACCAGGGUUGAGGUAUGCCGGCGCUAAUGCCAACUGGAAUGGUCGUAUUCAUAAUGCCAGUUCCUUCGGGGAGGAGGGCUACGGUAGCCCCAAAAACCAGUACCAGCAGCAAGGCCCCCAGGUCCUCAUGGCUCCCCAGCCCAAGGCCAAAGAGGCUUCACGUCUCGGCAAGUUCCCCUUGGAUCUCGACAGCUUGGUAAGCGGCAACUCAACCACCUCUCUCGCCAAGACUCAGGGAGGAUCCACGAGCCCCAACCCGCCCAAGCCUCCGCCAAGGAGCACAGGAGGCUUCCAACACCACACCAGCCCACCAUCCACCUCGGCCAGCCCCUCAGCCUCUCUCAGCAGCCUGGACAGUUCUUCUGACACCCCGCCCCUCUCCCUCCACCAUCCCUUUUUGCCAUUCUCCCCACGCUCUCUGACUCCCCUGCAGGGUUCAAUUCCUGUCCCAGAGAUGAGUUGCUCCCCGGUGUCCUUCUCUCCAGCCCAGAGCCCCCAGCUGCAGCUUCUCUCAGGGCCCCAAGUUGUCCAGGUGGUCCCGAACCUGUCUAACCCUUCCAGCCCCGCCAGCUCCAGAGCCAUUUGGUCUGUGGAGGAUGGCCCAGGUGAUGGCAGAGAUAUUGUAGGCUCAAUCUUACAGAGGAUCGCUUCCUACACCCAGCAUGUCAUGACCGACACCAACCCAGCAGCUGUGACCCAACCCCCUACUCGCAACGGUGGGUUGUCAUCUGAAUAUGGGUGUCCUGAGACCACGAACAUGCCCACAUGGAAACAGGGGAAGAAGAAACAGAAAGAAACUGCGGGAGAGCUGGAGACAGACCCGCUCAGCCCAAUGGAGGAGAGUGAGGAGAAGGAGAGGGGCAUCAUGGGACAAGAGCAAGAAGAUGAGGGCAAGUGCCGAGAAAAAGCAGCCGGCGUGAACGCCCAGAAUUCCGCGCCAGAUAUAGAGGAGGUUCGUACAGAGCCGGAGGAGAAGGGAAUAGAGGAAGGAGAAAUGAAGAAGGAGAUGGAGCUGGAGGCAGAGGUGAAGGUGGAGCUGUGCCAGUCAGGGCCAGGCCUGCAGAUGAGCUUCAUCCGAGGCACAGACCUGUUUGGCUACGUGGGCAUCGAGGCAGUGCUGGACCAGAUGAGGCGCAAGACCAUGAAGGUCGGCCUGGAGUUCAACAUCAUGGUGGUCGGUCAGAGUGGUUUGGGAAAGUCCACGCUGGUCAACACUCUGUUCAAGUCCAAAGUCAGCCGGAAGUCCUGCACGCCCAACUGCGAAGAGAAGAUCUCCAAAACAGUCAAACUGCAUUCAGUCAGCCACGUGAUUGAGGAGAAGGGCAUGAAGAUGAAGCUGACGGUGAUCGACACUCCAGGAUUUGGGGACCAGAUCAACAACGAGAAUUGCUGGGAGCCCAUUGUGAAGCACAUCAAUGAGCAGUAUGAGAAAUACCUGAGAGAGGAGCUGCACAUCAACCGCAAGAGGAGAAUACCAGACAGCAGAGUCCACUGCUGCAUCUACUUCCUCCCCGCCACUGGACACAGGUUACGCCCCAUCGAUGUUGAGUUCAUGAAGAGGGUGGGAAAGAUAGUGAGCAUCGUACCCGUCAUCGCCAAAGCCGACACACUCACCAUUGAGGAAAGACAGGAGUUCAAAGAGAGGAUAAGGCAAGACUUAGCAGCCAAUGGGAUUCGGGUUUAUCCCCAGAAAGAGUACGAUGAUGAUCCAGAGGAACGCAUCCUCAACGACAGGAUCAGGGAAAGCAUUCCCUUUGCUGUGGUGGGCACGGACAAGGAGCACCAGGUGAAUGGAAACAAGGUGCUGGGACGUAAAACAAAGUGGGGAAUCAUUGAAGUUGAAAAUGUGGCGCACUGUGAGUUUGCCAACCUGAGAGAUCUACUCAUCAGGUCCCACCUGCAGGACCUGAAAGACGUGACGCACAACAUUCACUAUGAGACCUACCGCGUACGACGGCUCAACGAGAGCAACAUGAACUUCAGUGAACUGGGACUGUCCGCCCGGCCGCUGGAGAACGGAACUGCUGACAUAAGCGAAUCAGAGAGCCACCUCUGAUCUCUCCGUCAGCCGCCUUCCUCCUGCACCUGCCACAGGAACGCUGAUGCUCCUCAGCCGAUCAGAACGAGAGAUGUGAAAAAGAAAGCUAUUUUUUAUUACUUCUAUUACUCCCUCCCCACAUAAAAAAUGAAACGGAGAAAUUAUUAUUUUUUAAUGUUGUCGCAUUUUUUUUCCCAUAUGGGACAAACUUGUGGAUUGUUUUUAAAUGAGAAAUUCUCUUUGAGUUUUCACAAUACAUAAGAAAUGCAUCAAAUAUGGAUAUAAUGUGAAACAAAUGUGAGCUCAUAUAUAUUUUUUGGAAGGUUGGUGACAUGUCUGUACAUGGGCAGGGGAGACGGGAGAAUGUCUAAGCAUCUUGGUAUUGGCUAUAGAAAUUGUACACUAUAUGGCCAAAAGUAUGUGGACAGUCCAGGCCUUAUCACCCAGUGCUGGACCUCACUAAUGCCCAUGGUGUCAGCGUAUGGGUGGAAGGUCCAGCUGUACACGGAUGUUUGGCAAUGCAGUGUGUCAUUCUUCAGGUCUAAUGUCAAAUGUUCCAAUUUGAUCCUGAGGGGAGAAUUGAAGACGCUGGUUAUAAGUGUUAGGAUACCUUUUUUUUUUUUUUUUUUAGAAAUCUCGCAGGCCACAUUAAAGUGCCAAAACAACAUAAACAUGCGUAACUAGUUAAUCCUCUAUCUCUUUUAAAGAGUAUCUACACCCAGUUGACUAAAAGUCAUUUUGUCAUCCGUUGAGUACAUAAUGCCUAGUGGAAGGAAGUAUUAACUUCACAAUCUUGCUCCGUACUCCGCCCAGUGGAUGAAAUGAGCAGAGGGCGUUCAUUUUGAGAUCACAGGUUCUAUGCUCAGUAUUCAAUCAGAUCGCUGAGGGCGUGGUCAUUGACUUUGCAAGUCUCAUUUCCCAAUUCACUGAGCCAGAUCGGGUUUAAGAUAGGAUAGUUGAUGUGUGAAUUAUAACCUACAGUUUUUAUAAUUAGUGAUGUUGUCCAUUUAUUAUUUUUCAGUUUUCUUUUUUUGUGUGUGUGGAUUUUAUCCUGUUACCUUCUCAGAACUGGUAGACCUCUGCCAGAGGAAACCUAUUGGAUGGGCAUCUGACUUCCUUGGGAUGGCCUCUUUUUUUAUCUUCAUUACUCAUUAAAAACAGCAGAACUGUUUAUCAACUAAUAUAUUAGUCAAUUUUUGGAGCAGUGGGUGAUCUGAUUAGCUCUUUGAUGGUGAAUGAAAGGCUUGAUCCGAUGAAGUAGGUAAUCGAAUCAAAUCAAAGCAUUGACGUCAAUGCUGCUGCCAGUUCUGCCGCUGUUUACCUUUUUUCUUCUUCUUCUAGUCCGUAGAAGCGCCACUCUCUGUUCAGGAGAAGACUGUAACUAGUGUCGCGUGUAGAAAUGGGUUACGGCGAUCCCAUGAUGUCACAUUUGCGCGCGACAGGUCGGCUGCAGUGAGCAUACCGGACGCCUUAACAGCCCCAAGAGUGAUGCCAUUGUGUACCAACACCCUGGAGCACACUUACGGCGCAUUCAGACCAAAAAAAAGCGAUCUGGCGAUUUGCCGCAGGGUUGUGUUUCGCGGGGGGGGGAAUGUCAAUGAAACGGCCCAUUUGUGUGACAUCCUGUUGUGUUCUUACCCCACACACACACACACACACACACAAAACAAAACAAAGCACAAGUAGACUUUCUAUUUCACAACUGUAACUGUUUUUCGUUAGACCGUUUAUAGAUUUCGAAGGUUCCGACCGCAGGAGAAGAGAGAUAAAUAAAAGAAACGAGCGAGUCAUAGCGAGUGCUUUGUUGUCGCAGGUAAUUUUCAGCUGUUACACAAACUCCCGAGCAGUUCAGUGCUUGUGUUUGGUGUUUUAAACUUUCUUGUGGCAGCGAUAGAGGCAGUAACGUUUCCUGUAUCCUGUAUCCUGUAUCCUGUACGGGAUUCAUACACCGACAAGUCUGAUCGCCAGUUACAUGAUUGGCCACCACAGCGUGACGUGGGGUUGCGUUUCUUCAAAAGUUGAGUUGCUCUCACUAUUCACCGCAGGCCCGUUGCCUAUUUUUGAGUGCCCCCCCACGGCAAACCCUGCAGCAGCCUAAACGCACUACCCCCAUUCUGCCGGACGACAAAAAUGUGCCUUAGCGCCAUCACCUGAUAAGGUGUGCAGUUGGAUGGUUUGACCCUUAUAACAAAAAAGUCCAAUAACUCCACUGGGUCUGAGCAAAGUAGCACUUCUUUCUGUCUUGCCGAAUUCCUUCACUUGUCCAGUGUUUUACUGUAGCUGAUCACACAAUCACACACUGGGUUUUUCCAUUACAAUGUUUUUUGGGGAGAAAUACUGUUGCACGAACCGUAGUCUCCCAUUGCCAGACCAAGGUCUGGCUACACCACAGAUGCAUUCUGGGAUAGGAGGGAAAAAAAUGCUCUGGGUUGUUCGCAUUUUUUUAAACCAUUCACAAUUGUCUUGUGUGGCGCCAAGUACCGGAUGCAGAACCCGACAAAAUGGUCUCGGGAAGGAACUUGUUUUGGUGGAACAUUUGAACAAAAGAAAACACCAGCUAACUGUUGACACAAUACAGUUAACGUGCGCUAUUUAAAUUAGCUGGACACAUGGUUAAACCUCAUUAGCUCUUAGCAGUGUAAUCUCACCAAUCGCUCCCAGUUACAGAGGAAAUGCCGUAAACAUGUUCUUUGUAAAUCUUUAGAGAACCAAGCAGGCCUGCCUUGUGGCACAAUUCCAAUGUCCAUUUUCUUCAAAUUCUUCAGUUUCUGUCUGUUACAUUUCUGACCACAUCACAGCUGGGCGUGACCAGGUGUCGUGCAUUGUACUUGUGACCGUACCCAAUUGUAGCAAUGCACUGCGAAGUGCUAUAGUGUACAGGGUAUGGAAAGAGCAUGCAGCGACUGCUGCAUGGCAGCACAAGAAGGACUUUCAGUCUGGGUGUAGUUCUCUUUAAAUAACUAAUGAAUGGAGGGUCAAACGAUUCAUCCACAUUAGUGUGAGCAAGGCCUUUAUUGCCACUUCAUUAUCCAGCACUGACGGCUCUCAGCCCAAUGUUUAGUCUGCUCCAGUAUACUGUGUUAGCAUUGGACUUGUGCUGUAUCGUAUGUAAUGGCGUCUUGUUUUCUGCCUGCUGUCAUUAGCUUAUGGAGAGUUAAGUAUUAACUGAUUAUCUACUGAGUGACAAUUUGCCUGAUAUUCAUUUAGUAAUUUCUCUUUUUCAGUUUCUGCAUUUAUUAUUUAGAUACUCCGAAGAUCAUCUUAAAAAAAGAUUCUAUCCAAGGAAAGCUGUUCAAGCAUGUACAUUCCAUUCAUAGUGGCCGCCAGUACUCUGCUGGACUGUACAGUAUGUAUAAGGUAUCAAGUUUGUCCAUCUGUGCCUCGGUUUUGCCAUCAUGUGUAAUGGAAAAAAUAGUAACAUUUUCCUCGCUGGUAUUAUCAUAGACAUUUUAGACACAGGGCUGCAGCUUAUCAACAGUGUGUAGAAAUCAAAACCCAGUAUUUGCCCAACUUUCCAGCUGGAGGCCGGUACUGGACCAUGGAACAUUUGCUGAUAAGCCCAUAAGCAAACAAGCUUAUGUGACAAAAUUAUUGUAUCUUUUCUGAUUUCCACAUCAUAUGUUGCAAGUUGCCCAGUGGGAGAAGUGGAAGAGACAGUGUGUGACAGUGAAUGUAGCCAAUGCAUGGCAUUAGCCCAGUAAUGGUCAGUAUGAAAUAAAAGAAAUAUAGCUUUGGGUCUCAGGUCGGGUUUGGGUCUUAAAUUUGGCCGCACAGUCAGGUAAGGUCUUAAAGGUGCAGGUACAGGGUUCAGGUUUUAGUUUAAUGCUCGUGCAGACCUCUGGUGGUGUGUUCCUAUUACUGUUGCAACCAGCUAGCUAUCACGACUAAAGACAAAAGCAUUGAGAAUCUUGAGAGUUUCUCUGGGGGAGAAAAAAGGCAUAUGUCCCAUAAUGUUCUAAAUAAGCUGAAUGUUUACUGCAGUUAUUCAUUUUAUCAUUUACACCUGUACUUUUUCUACUGUGACUUGUCCAAAUGUCCUCCGUGAAAAAGAUCUAUCAGCUACUCGUGUAGCAGGAUUACUACUGUAGGAUUUGAAUUUUAAACGAUGGCUUGUGAAAUAUUUAAACGAUUGGUAAGAUGGCAAAGCAUGCUCAGAUGUUUUUCCGUGGAUAAAUGAAGAUGGAAAUCUAUCUUUAGAGAAGCUGAGUAAACUCAUUUUUGUAGCUUAACACACCUACAGUACAACUUUCUUUUUUUUUUUUAUAAUGGCUCAACCUACUGGUAUCCAAAAUGUCAGUUUCUGUCUGAAGCCACCUAUUAUCUACAGUGACACCAGACCCUCCACAGUCCCAAUUCCCUUUGGUUCUGAUCCCAUGGUUCUGCAUGUCAGACAUCCAGUGUUACUGUCCUCUUACCUCUCAGCUCUGCUCCGUGUCCUGAACCUCUGUGUCAUCCUCCCACCCUUGUAUUUUAUACUCCGCAUGUACUAACAGUUCCUGUAUGAUUAUUGUCUUCUGUUUUUUAUAUAGUAUUAAUGAUACACUUGUUAACACUGUUGAUUUACAAUUAAAUACUUGUCACCUUCUCA
Molecule: messenger RNA, 7606 nt
Organism: Perca fluviatilis (European perch)
Lineage: Eukaryota; Metazoa; Chordata; Actinopteri; Perciformes; Percidae
Gene: septin12
Product: septin 12
Exons: 11
Coding region: 157-3036 (959 amino acids)
Biological process (GO): cytoskeleton-dependent cytokinesis
Cellular component (GO): septin complex; cell division site; septin ring
Molecular function (GO): molecular adaptor activity; GTPase activity; GTP binding
Source: RefSeq, a predicted model, not a curated record